Molecule: messenger RNA, 1614 nt
Organism: Penicillium chermesinum
Lineage: Eukaryota; Fungi; Ascomycota; Eurotiomycetes; Eurotiales; Aspergillaceae
Product: pyridoxal phosphate-dependent decarboxylase family protein
Exons: 2
Coding region: 1-1614 (537 amino acids)
Biological process (GO): carboxylic acid metabolic process
Cellular component (GO): cytoplasm
Molecular function (GO): pyridoxal phosphate binding; carboxy-lyase activity
Source: RefSeq, a predicted model, not a curated record
AUGUCAGACACCAUCCCCACCACUCGCGCCGAAGAGGUGCAAAAUGUAUUAAAAGCUGUAGAAGACCUCGUGAUUCCUUUUAUACGAUCGGCCGACCAAUCGACACCCCAGACGGAGGCCAAUAAGACCAAAACGAACGGACAUUCCCCACGAUCAACGCUAGUCGAAUACAAAAAGCCCGAAGAGCUCCAGCAGAUCCUCAACCUGCAAAUACCCCAGCAAGGAACACGGCAAGACGGACUGAUCGACAUUGUCCAAAAGAUCCUGCGUUACUCGGUCAACACAUGGCACCAAGGCUUCCUGGACAAGCUCUACGCAUCGACCAAUGCGCCGGGGAUAGCAGCCGAGCUUCUCCUCGCCACCCUGAACACCAAUGUGCACGUAUACCAAGUGUCGCCCGCCUUGACGGUGAUCGAGAAAUAUACGGGCCAGCAACUAGCGGGUCUGUUCGGACUGACUGGGCCCCGGGCAGGUGGGAUCACCGUGCAGGGCGGCUCGGCGUCGAACACCACGUCGAUCGUGGUCGCGCGCAACAACCUGUACCCGACGACGAAGGAAGAAGGGAACCAGGGCUAUGCCUUUGUGCUCUUCACCAGCGUGCACGGCCACUACAGCGUCGAGAAGGCCGCGCAGAUGCUGGGCUUCGGCAGCAAAGCCGUCUGGCAGGUCCCUGUCGACAAGCAGGGCCGGAUGAUUACGUCCGAGCUGGAGCACCUCGUGCUGAAAGCCAAAAGCGAAGGGCGGACCCCGUUCUACGUCAAUGCGACGGCCGGCACCACCGUCAUGGGCUCGUUCGACCCGUUCCAGGAGAUCGCGGCCGUCUGCCAGAAACAUAAUCUGUGGUUCCACAUCGACGGGUCGUGGGGUGGCUCGUUCGCUUUCUCCAAGAAGCAACGCGUGAAGCUGUCCGGCUCGGAGAAGGCCAAUAGCAUCACCGUGAACCCGCACAAGAUGCUCGGCGUCCCGGUGACUUGCUCGUUCCUCCUGGCAGCCGAUAUCCGCCAGUUCCAUCGCGCGAAUACGCUUCCAGCAGGGUACCUGUUCCAUAACAAUGAUGAGACGGAGACUAAUGGCCAUGCGGCGGAGUCGGACCGCGAGCCGGAAGUGUGGGAUCUGGCUGAUCUCACGCUCCAAUGUGGUCGUCGCGCAGAUGCGUUGAAGCUGUUCCUGGGCUGGACGUACUACGGGACUGAAGGGUACGAGCAGCAGAUCGACACUGCGCAUGAAAUCGCGACCUACCUGGCGACUACGGUGGCUCAGCACCCGGACUUUGUUCUUGUGAGCGAGAAUGCGCCACCGUGUCUGCAAGUAUGCUUCUAUUAUGCGCCGGGUAAGAAGCUGCUGUGCCCGCGGGGUACCAUUGCGGACGAGAAAGAGAGGGCGAAGAAGAAUAGUACAGUCACGGAACAAAUAACGCACGCAAUUGUUCCGAGGGGGUUUAUGGUGGACUUUGCACCGCCCAGUGGGGAUGUCGAUGCCCUUGGCGAUGGGAAGUUCUUUAGAUGUGUCGUAAAUGUGUCCACAGCUAGAGAGACGGUUGAGGCCCUUGUACAUGCUAUAGAGGAGGUUGGGCCGGGGAUUUUCCAGUCGUUGAGCGCCGCAGCGCGCUCCUGA